This is a messenger RNA of Beta vulgaris subsp. vulgaris (sugar beet), 2040 nucleotides long. RefSeq names its product putative disease resistance protein RGA3. Gene Ontology annotation, molecular function: protein binding. Lineage: Eukaryota; Viridiplantae; Streptophyta; Magnoliopsida; Caryophyllales; Amaranthaceae. The record is from RefSeq and is a predicted model, not a curated record. The coding region runs from base 1 to 2040 and encodes 679 amino acids. The transcript has a single exon.
AUGGAAGAUACAUACGAGAUCACCUCCACCGCCGACCACACGUUGGCCCAGUUAAGAAAAUCAAAGAAGCUCAAACCCAAAACACAUCCUCUACCCCCAGUAAAAAGCACCAAAGAUUCCCCAUUACCAAAUAUAGUCUUCACUAAGAAACCUCAAAUUAUUUAUACUGAUGCAUCACAGUUCAGGUCAGUCGUUCAACGCCUAACGGGAUUGUCCGCCAAACAUAGUGAUGGAAAAACUGACCAACCUAAGUCAGAGAAGUAUUGCAGAGAGAGCAAAGCUUAUGAGGAUAUGUUCAAGUGUAUGAGCUCUCUGAAGAUGUUGGAUCAAUCAGUAAACAUUUCCCAGGAAUGCUUAGACUGCUUGGUUUACUGCACUCUCUUCCCAAAGGAUUACGAGAUAGAUCACGAUACGUUGAUCCAGUUAUGGAUGGCAGAAGGUUUGAUCAAGGAAGAACCCAUGGAAGAUAUAGCUGCUUCCUAUCUCCGAGCUCUUUGUGAGCAUAAAGAAUACAUUUCUUUCUUGAAAGAAGAUCAUUAUGGUACUGGGAAAUCUUGGUACAAGGUACACAGUCUUGAACUUCCAGAACAGGUCCUAGAAAGAUCGAAAAUCACUCGUGUAAGAGAAACAGAACACUUUCAUGUAACUUUGCAGUGUUUUCUCAAUAUUGAUCUUCAAGCUCUUGGAAGAUUUACAAAUAUGAGGUCGCUUUUGUUGCUGCGGAAUCAUAAGGCUAAGAAUGUUGAUCACAUUGCUUAUAAUCUAUUCAUGUCGUUGCAGAAUCUCCGUGCUCUGGAUUUGAGCAAGACUAAAAUAUCAGAGAUUCCAAGUUCUAUAGGUAAUGCUAGAUCUCUGUGUUAUCUUGACCUCUCUGAAACACUCAUUAAAAGGUUGCCUGAAACCAUAGAGUUCCUUCAAAAUUUGCAAACCUUGAAGCUCCAGAACUGUCCUCGCCUAGUAGCAUUACCAAAAGCCAUCCGAAAGCUAACAAGCCUUCGACAUCUUGAUCUUGGCACCCUUCGCCGUAUCAAUUCUAUGCCAGCUGGGAUGGGCGCAUUAACAGGCCUGCACACUUUGUCAGAGUUCAUUGUUGGUAGAGAAAAUGGUUGCCGCAUUAGAGAAUUGGCAAACAUGAACGAGCUUGGGGGAAAACUUUGCCUUUCAAAGCUUGAAAAUGUUGCUAACCUGAAUGAUGCUAAGGAGGCAAGCCUGAAAUAUAAGCAACGACUCAAGAAUUUAGAGCUUCAAUGGACUGAUGACGAGCACCAAGAGAGCAUCGGAGUCACCAAUGAGGUGAUCAAGUAUCUACAACCACACACAAACCUCAAAGGCCUACGGAUACUUUGUUACAGGGGAUCAAUAUUUCCAAGUUGGAUUAGCGACCCAUCUUUUGUUAACCUCACAAAACUAACCCUCUUCAAAUGUGCAAGUUGUCAACUCCUGCCAUCUCUAGGACAGCUACUUUCACUUGAAUCACUCAGUUUGAUCGAUAUGAUUGGAGUCAGAAUCAUUGAUUUUCACUUUCGGAGAGAUGAGCACAUUGUUGUUGCUGCAGCUGCUAUUGAUGAGGAUGAUCAGUUUGUUGCAUUCCCAGCACUACAGAAAUUAGAGAUCAAAUCAAUGCUUAACUUAGAAAAAUGGAACAAUAUAGGAAAACUUGACUUUCCAUGUCUACGAAAGCUUUCAAUCAAGGAUUGUCCAAAAUUGGCUGCUCUUUCUGAGCUGACAAACAUUCGUGCUCUAGAAUAUUUGGAAUUAAAUCAAUGCACCAAGCUUCAAACAUUGGCCGAAGGAGAAUUCGCGCCUUCACUUAAAACGUUGGUGGUUGAAGAUUGUCCUUUGUUGAGCUUAAGUUAUUCCAUGGAGGUUAACCAAGAUUGGGUUCAGAGUCAGCAUAGUUCUAAUUCAUUCAUAUACCAACGAGGAAAGGAGGCCGAAGAGCAGGGAGGAAUUCUUGAUAGGGAAUGCUCUCCAAUUGCCAGUUCCGAUCUGCAAACACGAGAAGAAGGUUACCUUCACUGGGGAGAGAGCAGCAUAUAG